AUGCCUUCAAUGGCGCAGAACGGUCCCAAAAACACAAUACAAGCUCAAAAACACAAACCGGGCGCCAAGCUCUCCAUCCAAUCUCGCAACGGAGAUGCUAUUGCCAGGGAAGCAUUGUUGGAUCCAUAUCUCUCUAGGUCGAAAUCUGUCAUUGACCAUGCUAAUGUCAAUAAUAAGAAGGCCAGCAGUGGCACAAUGAAGGAGAAUGAAAAAGGAGCUGAGUGCACUGGUUUUCUCAAGCAGUGCCAAAGCAGGAAAUUUCCUCCAUUGAAAUUAAUAAUUAUGUCUGCCAGUUUGGAUGCACGUCUUUUUUCUGAGUACUUUGGUGGUGCCAGAGCUGUUCACGUUGAAGGCCGUCAGCAUCACGUGGAUAUAUUUUAUACACUUCAAGCCGAGACAGAUUAUGUAGAUGCAGCCUUGAUUACCAUUUUCCAGAUCCAUUUGGAGGAGGGCCCAGGUGAUAUUCUUGUGUUCCUAACUGGGCAAGAAGAGAUUGAAGGUGUUGAGAGACUUGUACAGGAGCAACUUCAAAAAUUACCUGAAGGAAGUCGAAAGUUGUUAACUGUUCCAAUAUUUUCAUCUCUUCCAUCAGAACAGCAAAUGCGAGUUUUCAUGCCAGCUCCAGCUGGAUGUCGCCGUGAAGGACCAGGGAAAUGCUUUCGACUCUACCCAGAGAGUGAAUUUGAGAAGCUUGCGGAUUCAACAAAGCCAGAGAUCAAACGGUGCAACCUCUCUAAUGUCAUUUUGCAGCUCAAGGCUCUAGGCAUUGAUGAUGUUUUAGGGUUCGAUUUCCUGGAAAAACCAUCAAGGGCAGCUAUUCAAAAAUCAUUGGAGCAGCUGUUCCUGCUGGGUGCUUUGACAGAUGACUGUAAGCUAUCAGAUCCAGUCGGGCAUCAAAUGGCUCGGCUUCCCUUAGACCCCAUUUAUUCCAAAGCUCUCAUCCUUGCUAAUCAGUUCAACUGCUUGGAAGAAAUGUUGAUAGCUGUUGCAAUGCUCUCUGUGGAAUCUAUCUUUUAUAAUCCCCGUGAGAAGUCAGAUGAGGCAAAAACUGCGAAGAAGUGUUUUGCAAGUCCAGAUGGCGACCACCUUACUUUGAUUAAUGUAUAUCGAGCUGCUGAUGAAGUUUUACAGAAGAGAAUUACGGAAUUCGGUACAGAAAAAAAUGAGAAAAAUAUCAAAGGGAAAAAUGAAAAGAUUCUGAGGAAAUGGUGCAAGGAAAAUUUUAUUAAUGGUCGCUCACUGAGGCAGGCUCGUGACAUUCACAGUCAAAUUAGAGGGCAUGUCGAACAAAUGAAUCUUUCUAUUUCUUCUUGUGGAGAUGACUCUCUUCAAUUCCGUAGAUGCCUUGCUGCUUCAUUUUUCCUUAAUGCAGCCUGGAAGCAACCUGAGGGAACGUACAGGGUUGAAGUUUUGGGAAUGUUGCUGUUUCAGUCGUCCUGUAUCAUGGAUUCAUAUGAUAGAAGCUGCCUGACUGUUGGAAUCAGCAUCAAAGCAGACUUGGUUGAAGUGGUGACUGGUUUUUCAUCUGGAUGUGGGAUGGGGAGAGGCGUUGGCAGCCACAAGGAGUGCAGUUUUGAUUCCCAACCCAUUCUAAGGGGUGAGAAAAAAGCCUCUAAACGCGGUUUAAACCUUUCGCCUUUCGUAGCCUCUUCCAAUGGAAGAACUGGCCGCUUCUUUUCCCUCUCUUCAUCAGAGAAUAAAAAGAAAAAGGUACUGAGCUUUGAUGAUCAGCUUGACGAUCAGGAUUCUAAUUUGAUAUCAGAACAGGCUCUCGCUGCAGCUUUGCUUUUUCGUCAUCAUCAAAGAAAUAAUGGUAAUUCUCCUCCAUUUACUAGAUCCAACUCUGUAGUGUAUCCUUCUCCAGGUUCAAAGAAGCAAGGUUUUACAAGGAGUUCAAGGUCUAGGCCACGGUCUCAUUCUGACUCUCUGUUAAAAAGGCCUAACCAGAUUGUUAACCAGGAUCUUGAAACCAACCAUGUUGUCCUUGUCCAUGGAGGUGGUUUCGGCGCUUGGUGUUGGUAUAAAACCAUUUCCCUUCUACAGGAAGCUGGCUUUAAAGUUGAUGCAGUAGACUUAACAGGUUCUGGCAUUCAUUAUUCUGAUACAAACAGCAUUAGAAAUCUAGCCGAAUACGUAAAGCCACUUUCUGAUAUUUUGGACACGCUUGGUGAAGGGGACAAGGUGAUUUUGGUGGGUCAUGAUUUUGGUGGUGCUUGUAUCUCAUAUGUGAUGGAGCUGUUUCCGUCUAAAAUUGCUAAAGCUGUUUUUAUUGCUGCAAUAAUGCUGUCCAGUGGGCAGAGUGCCCUUGAUAUUUUUUCUCAACAGACAGGUUCCAGUGACCUGAUAAGACAACCUCAUACAUUUAUGUAUGCCAAUGGAACGGAUAACCCUCCAACUGCUAUUGACAUCGACAAAACAUUGUUAAGAGAGUGUUGGUUCAACCAGAGUUCCACCAAGGAUGUAGCAUUGGCAUCAGUAUCAAUGAGGCCAAUCCCAUUUGCACCAGUUUUGGAGAAACUCUCUCUUUCUGGCAACAACUAUGGCUCCAUUCCAAGGUUUUAUAUUAAAACUCAAGAAGAUCGUGCCAUGCCUGUUCCUCUACAGGAGUCCAUGAUAAAAUCAAAUCCACCUACACAGGUUUUCCAGCUUAAAGUCUCUCAGCAGUUACCAUUACUCUCUGAGCUGCAGCUCCUCUCUCUCGUAGCAUAUCAGAUCCAAAUCGCUCAAAAGAAUAUGGGUCGUGGAGUUAGUGCUGGUGGAGGGCAGAGUUCAUUGGGCUAUCUGUUUGGGAGUGGAGAGGCUCCAAAACCUGGCUCAAACAUUGCCCAAGCUGCUCCAAGCGAGAGCCAGCCUGCAAAUAAUCCGCCUCCUCUUAAACCUGCUGCAGCUCCUCAGCCGGCUGAAAUUAAUAAGCAGGUUCCUGCUGGUAUUAACAGUACUUCCUCAAACAACUAUAUGAGGGCAGAUGGUCAGAACACUGGCAACUUCAUCACGGAUCGGCCUUCAACCAAGGUCCAUGCUGCUCCUGGUGGUGGAUCUUCUUUGGGAUACCUCUUUGGUGGUGGUAACAACUGA
Dovyalis caffra is the source of this 3075-nucleotide messenger RNA. The record is from the annotation of a GenBank genome assembly. Lineage: Eukaryota; Viridiplantae; Streptophyta; Magnoliopsida; Malpighiales; Salicaceae.